GAACCACACCUCGAACUACAUUGUAACGCGUCUUUUUUCCCGAAGCCAGGCAUGGUUCUGUCAUCGUGCACGUGUCUUCAGUUUUUUCAGGGGACUAAAGAGCAAACCAAAGUCGGCAAUCGCAAGGCAGGUGAGUCCACUGCCACCAUGUCGGGAACUGCGGCAAAAAGUGGGGCCAAGGGGGCCGAGAAGUUGGAACUGCAAGGCGACACAUGGCGCGUGUGCAACUUUGUCGAUAAGAAGGACAUCAUCAAAAUCGAUGCGGCUACAAUGAAACAAAAAGUCCAGAUCCGCGACUGUAAAGGAGUUGGCAUCCAGAUAGAAUCAAAGGUCAACUCCGUCAUCAUUGACAACUGCGAAAACUUGAGGCUGUGCGUCAACAGCCUGAUCUCUGGUGCCGAGUUCGUCAACUGUCGCAAAAUCAAGUUUCAGGUCCAGGGUACUUGCCAUUCGAUUGCGAUCGACAAGUGCUCGGGUGUGGAUCUCUAUGUCUCGAAGGAAAGCAAAGAUGUCGAGAUCACGACUAGCAAGUCUGGGGAAAUGAAUCUGAAUUUCCCCAAGACAGACCAGGAGGAUGGCGAUUGGACAGAAGUGCCCAUUCCCGAACAAUUCCACCACCACAUCAAGAACGGCGUACUUGAAACCAGGGUUUCUGAGCUGUACUCGCGCUGA
Molecule: messenger RNA, 672 nt
Organism: Neospora caninum
Lineage: Eukaryota; Apicomplexa; Conoidasida; Eucoccidiorida; Sarcocystidae
Product: putative adenylyl cyclase associated protein
Exons: 3
Biological process (GO): cytoskeleton organization; regulation of adenylate cyclase activity
Cellular component (GO): cytoplasm
Molecular function (GO): actin binding; adenylate cyclase binding
Source: RefSeq, a predicted model, not a curated record